Messenger RNA from Hibiscus syriacus, 805 nucleotides. Its product is annotated as 60S ribosomal protein L18-2-like. Gene Ontology annotation, molecular function: RNA binding; structural constituent of ribosome. The transcript has 5 exons. NCBI's taxonomy places the organism in Eukaryota, Viridiplantae, Streptophyta, Magnoliopsida, Malvales, Malvaceae. The record is from RefSeq and is a predicted model, not a curated record. The coding region runs from base 98 to 661 and encodes 187 amino acids. Gene Ontology annotation, cellular component: cytosolic large ribosomal subunit; ribosome. Gene Ontology annotation, biological process: translation.
CGCACUCUCACUUGGGCGUUUUUAAGGCCACUUGCUUCUCUCAGCGGUACAUUCCUCCUCUUGCAAAAGCAGCAGCACCAGCUUCACCGCACCGGCAAUGGGAAUCGACUUGGUCGCAGGCGGCAAGAGCAAGAAGACGAAGAGAACUGCUCCCAAGUCCGAUGAUAUCUACCUCAAGCUCCUCGUCAAGCUUUACCGAUUUCUGGUAAGAAGAACUGGCAGCAAAUUCAAUGCAGUGAUUUUGAAGCGGCUUUUUAUGAGCAAAGUCAACAAGCCUCCUUUGUCUUUAUCCAGAUUGGUUCAAUUCAUGAAGGACAAGGAAGAUAAGAUUGCAGUAGUAGUUGGGACUGUCACAGAUGAUAUUCGUGUGUAUGAGGUGCCGGCUCUGAAGGUUACUGCACUAAGGUUCACCGAGACAGCGAGAGCCAGGAUCGAGAAGGCCGGUGGUGAAUGCUUAACAUUUGACCAACUUGCUCUUCGAGCUCCCCUUGGACAGAACACAGUUCUCCUCCGAGGUCCGAAGAAUGGUCGUGAGGCUGUGAAACACUUUGGACCAGCUCCCGGUGUUCCACACAGCCACACCAAGCCCUAUGUGCGGUCAAAGGGAAGGAAAUUCGAGAGGGCUAGAGGAAGAAGGAACAGCAAAGGCUUUAGGGUUUGAGAUUCCAAAUGUCCGGGAUAGAAAUUAUCAGCCUAUCACAUUAAAAUGAGAACCUUUUUUUUCACAUUACUUUGGUUUCAAUGGUUGUAGUUGGGAAUCUAUUGUAACUUUGUUUUUUAAGGAUAAUUUUUGAGUGAUUGAUCA